Erythranthe guttata (spotted monkey flower) is the source of this 1445-nucleotide messenger RNA. Its product is annotated as NAC domain-containing protein 7. Gene Ontology annotation, biological process: regulation of DNA-templated transcription. The record is from RefSeq and is a predicted model, not a curated record. Lineage: Eukaryota; Viridiplantae; Streptophyta; Magnoliopsida; Lamiales; Phrymaceae. Gene Ontology annotation, molecular function: DNA binding.
AUGAAUACUUUUUCACAUGUUCCUCCUGGUUUUCGAUUCCAUCCAACCGAUGAAGAGCUCGUAGAUUAUUACCUUAGGAGGAAGAUUAAUUCAAGACCUAUCGACUUAGACGUAAUUAAAGAUGUCGAUCUUUACAAAAUCGAGCCUUGGGAUCUUCAAGAGCUAUGCAGAAUAGGAACGGAAGAGCAAAACGAGUGGUAUUUUUUCAGCCACAAGGACAAGAAAUAUCCAACGGGGACACGCACCAAUAGGGCGACGACAGCUGGAUUCUGGAAAGCAACGGGUCGAGACAAAGCUAUUUACUCCAAGAACGACUUAAUUGGCAUGAGAAAAACAUUGGUGUUUUACAAAGGGAGAGCUCCAAACGGCCAAAAAUCGGAUUGGAUAAUGCACGAAUAUCGCCUCGAGACGGACGAAAACGGAGCCCCUCAGGAAGAAGGAUGGGUUGUGUGUAGAGUAUUCAAGAAAAGGAUAGCCACAAUGCGAAGAAUAAACGAGCACGAUUCUCCCAUUUGGUACGAAGAUCAAGUUUCGUUCAUGCCGGAUCAUCGUAUAGACUCUCCGAAUCUUUCUUACCACCACCACCAUAAUAAUAUUCCUUACAACAACAACAACAAUUCCUGCAAGAAGAAGGAGAUGGAUUUGCACUUAUACGGCAUCAACAACAACGGAAUGCCGCCACCUCAUCAUUUUCUUGAUCACCACCAUCUUCCGCAUUUAGAUGAAAGCCCGAAAAUGCCCUUUUACGGCGGUCUAAAUAAUCUUAACCCUGGUGAUCAGGAACAAAUGGUGAUGCAUCAAACACUACUUGAUCAUAAUCAUCGGAAUAUUGAUCAGUCGAUAAUAUUGUCGGAGGAUCAGGUUACAGAUUGGAGGGUGUUGGACAAGUUUGUUGCUUCUCAGCUAAGCCAUGAAGAAAUUUCAAAGGGAAUUAAUACAUUCCAUGCAAGUGAUGAAGAAUUGUCUAAUGUGAUUGGUCGAAAUCGGAACAAAGGCGAAAUCGCACUGGCAAAUACUUCGGCUUCGUCUUCUAGCUGUCAGAAUGAGAUGUGGAAGUGAAUGCAAGACUGUAUAUAAAUAUAUAUACAGUUUCUUGUAAAUAAUAAGAAUAUAUAUAUAUAACCUAACUAUUGAUCUUGAAACACUGCUCCGGAUAUAUAGGUGUUUAAGUUAUUUAUAAGAGUACAAAAAAAAAAAAAAAAAAAACUAGUAUAGGCCUGAUGUUUUUCUUGUAAGAUAAACGUGAUCGAUCGAUUUAGUUUGAAGCUGGAUUUGCAUGCAGCUUAUUAUAUAUAUAUGUAUAUUAAUUAUCAUGAUCUGAGGAUUAACCACAGUGCUGUUUAUGAUGUUAUAACCUGUGGUUAAUACUUAAUACCAGAUCUUUGUAAUGCUGUCAUGUGUAUGUAUCAAUAUUGAGCUACUACAGUUAAUUAAUUAAUAUUUGU